Messenger RNA from Penaeus vannamei (Pacific white shrimp), 2260 nucleotides. RefSeq names its product alpha-amylase A. Lineage: Eukaryota; Metazoa; Arthropoda; Malacostraca; Decapoda; Penaeidae. Gene Ontology annotation, biological process: carbohydrate metabolic process. The record is from RefSeq and is a predicted model, not a curated record. Gene Ontology annotation, molecular function: cation binding; alpha-amylase activity.
GCACAGCGCCACAAAGCAACAACAUUAUCACGCAUCUGGCGACGGGAGGUGACAUCUGCGGCCCUCUAAUUCUGUUCAUUGCUUGGCCCGCUUCGCUCCCCUCACAAGCCUGCCGCCUCCGCACUGCGCCAGGACACAGCAAUGAUGGCGAUACCUGUGCUGACGCUGGCGGUGCUGGUGGCCUCGGCGCAUGCGCAGAAAAACCCGAACGUCUUAGAGGACCGCCAGGUGAUGGUCCACCUCUUUGAAUGGAAGUGGGUUGACAUCGCGAGCGAAUGCGAGAGAUUUUUGGCGCCUCGUGGUUAUGGCGCCGUUCAGGUAUCCCCGCCUAAUGAAUAUGUGGAAGUGUACCAAGGACCCGUAAAGCGCCCGUGGUGGGAGAGGUACCAGCCAGUCUCGUACAAGAUCGCCUCCCGCUCGGGUGACGAGAGAGCCUUCAGGGACAUGGUGAAUCGCUGCAAUAACGUUGGAGUUAGGAUCUACGUGGACGCCGUCAUUAAUCACAUGUCCGGGGGCCACCCAAAGGGCACGGGAACCACAGGUGGCUCCUUGUUCGACUCCAGCACACAAUCCUACCCCGGAGUGCCAUACACUUCUGCCGAUUUCAACGACCCUAAUUGCCACACCAACUCUGGCAAUAUUGAGAAUUUCCAGGAUGCCGAACAGGUCCGCAAUUGCAAACUGAGCGGCCUAAACGACCUACACCAAGGCAGCGAGCAUGUGCGAGACAAAAUCGUUGAAUACCUGAACAAGCUCAUCGGUUGGGGCGUUGCUGGCUUUCGUGUCGACGCCUCGAAACACAUGUGGCCGGCAGAUCUACAGGAAAUUUUUGGCCGCCUUGACAAUCUUAGCACAACAUUUUUUCCUGAAGGAACCAGACCCUUUGUACUCCAGGAAGUCAUCGAUUUCGAUGAUGAGCCUAUCAAAGGAACCGACUACACCAACGUGGGUCGCGUGACGGAAUUCCGGUAUGGCAAGUUCCUGUGCCAGGAUUUCCGAGGCAUCAACCAGCUCAAAUGGCUCCGGAACCUGCACGAGGCCUGGGACAUGCUCGACCGACACAGCGCCGUCGUUUUCAUCGAUAACCACGACAACCAGCGAGGCCACGGCGCCGGCGGUGACGUCACGAUAACCUUCCGUGAUCCUAGACGAUAUAAAAUGGCCAACGCCUUCAUGCUAGCGUGGCCGUAUGGCUUCACGCGCGUCAUGUCGUCGUAUCACUGGGACCAGAAGUGGGACGACGGGCGUGACACGAACGACUGGAUGGGCCCGCCCCACGAUGCCAACUUCAGCAUCACUUCGCCCAUCAUCAACGCUGACAACAGCUGCGGGGGAGGCUGGGUCUGCGAGCACCGCUGGAGGCAGAUCUACAACAUGGUGGAGUUCCGAAAUGUUGCUCACGGCACUGACAUGAACGACUGGUGGGACAACGGCAGCAACCAGAUCGCCUUCAGCCGAGGCAACAGGGGUUUCGUGGCCAUCAACAACGACGAAUACGACUUGAAACAAACGCUGCAGACGCGCCUUCCUGCUGGUACGUACUGUGACGUCAUCUCUGGAAGUAAACAGGGAGAGUCGUGUACGGGCAAGACACUUACUGUGGGACCUGACGGCCGGGCCUACGUCGAAGUCCUCACAACUGCCUAUGAUGGAGUCAUCGCUAUUCAUAUCAACUCCAAAGUCUCUGACGACGUGAGCAGACACGACCAUCCGCUUUUCUACAACCAGACGAUCCUGACCGUCGACCAAGACAAGGUCCUCAAGUUGGUGGGCGUGGAGCUGGCGGCCAGAACCAUGGCGGGUUGCGACUGGAGGAAGUACGGCCAGAUCCUGAAGCUUCUGCUCGAAGAAGCGAGUCUCCCAACAUUCACAAUCCCCGAGGAGGUGUUCACGCUCCUGUCCGAAGAGAGCAAGCGAGACCCCAAGGCGCAGAAUGAUGGCCCAGGGGGUACCAACUGUCAUACUGACAGGUGUUAAUCCAUUUAUUAGAUACCGCAUUCACGAUACAUGUUUUCUCACUUCACCUUGUUUUUUAUACUAUGAUAAAUGUUAUUACCUGUGAUAGUAUGAAGGACAUUAGGUUUUCUGCUGACAUGCUUGGCAAAUAGGACUGCUCAAGUACCAGUUACCCAGCAUACCGUAUAAGCAAUAUGAAAAUUACGGCAAAUAUAUGUAAUUCAUAUGAGAUCGAAUGCCUUCCUGAAUAAUGAUUAGCAAUGAUCAGCAGAGAAAUGAACGUAAAAUAAAGCUAUUCGGAAGA